Bipolaris zeicola 26-R-13 is the source of this 231-nucleotide messenger RNA. RefSeq lists its product as uncharacterized. NCBI's taxonomy places the organism in Eukaryota, Fungi, Ascomycota, Dothideomycetes, Pleosporales, Pleosporaceae. The annotation marks the transcript as partial. The transcript has a single exon. The record is from RefSeq and is a predicted model, not a curated record.
GUUUCUACGCCAAUCCGGACCCUCGCCCUCCAUCAUCCAGCCCUCGACACACACGCAUACCCCAUGUCCCACGCCUCGGCCAAAGACACGACUGUUCAUGAGCAAAAAAAAAAACGGACCAAUGCCAUUGCUUUGGAUCAAGUGCAUUUCCCUCGACUCGAGCACCACGACACGACAAAUACGCCCCCUGCUGCUCAAUUGACUAGUCAUACUACUUGCUGCCUUUACUAA